AUGAUGAAAAUUAGGCGAAUCUUUGGUUCUUAUAUUCCUCAAUCUAGUAAGGUGGUUUUCGGUCAGCUUCAAAUCGUCGCAGUGGAUUGGGUUAUAUAUUUUGUUAAUCGAGAACUUGGCUCUCUUUCUAUAAGACAUGCCGUGCAAGAAUAUCUCAUAGCUGCUGCUGCAACAACCGGGACAUUGGUCAGAAAGGGUAUGACUGAGACUAAGGAAAAGGUGUCCAUUGGAAAGACCAAAGUAGAAGAGGUAUUUAGUAGACAAAUAGCUUCAUUCGAGAAGAAUGCUGCAAAAAAGACUGCACAAAAGAGCAAGACCCUUUUGAUGGAUAUUGAAAGGUGGCAGAAGGUAUUUGAGUCUGUAUCUGAUUGUCACCGUAGAUUUGAAAGAUGCACAGUCGAGCGUAAGCAGAAUGAGCAAGUCAUUGCAGAAGCUUUCCAAUGUGAACUAUAA
This is a messenger RNA of Arabis nemorensis, 453 nucleotides long. Lineage: Eukaryota; Viridiplantae; Streptophyta; Magnoliopsida; Brassicales; Brassicaceae. The record is from the annotation of a GenBank genome assembly.